Messenger RNA from Telopea speciosissima, 4675 nucleotides. Its product is annotated as pleiotropic drug resistance protein 1-like. Bases 172 to 4560 code for a protein of 1462 amino acids. The transcript is spliced from 25 exons. Lineage: Eukaryota; Viridiplantae; Streptophyta; Magnoliopsida; Proteales; Proteaceae. Gene Ontology annotation, cellular component: membrane. The record is from RefSeq and is a predicted model, not a curated record. Gene Ontology annotation, molecular function: ABC-type transporter activity; ATP hydrolysis activity; ATP binding.
CCGGUGGGUUUUAAAGGGGUGUAUAUAGCUCUGGAUCUCUCUGUCCAGUGAGAAACAGAAAGAAAGAACAAAGAAAUGGAACAGACCCAUUUCAGAUUUUGAGGUGGAGUGUUUUCUCUGUCUAUGAUGGGAGUUUAGACUUGAGUGGAUCUUGCAUUUUUGAGUUUUCUAAUGGAGACUGGUGAAGCGAAUAGAAUUGGUAAUCUUCCUACUGGUAGUUUUCGUGCUGGUAGCCUUCGUAGUGACAGUUCUUCAAUAUGGAGGAGCACUGGCAGUGGCUUGGCUGACGUCUUUUCGAGAUCUUCUCAGUCUAGAGAAGAGAGUCUCGACGACGAAGAAGCUCUGAAAUGGGCUGCAUUAGAGAAACUGCCCACUUUCGACCGUAUAAGAAAAGGUUUACUGUCUAUAGCAGAGGGAGAGACAAAGGAAAUUGAAAUUAAGAGUCUUGGGAAUACAGAGAGGAGGUUUUUGUUAGAUAGAUUGGUCAAAGUUGCAGAGGAGGAUCAUGAGAAGUUUUUGUUGAAGCUCAAGAACCGUCUUGAUCAAGUUGGAAUUGAGAUUCCCACGAUCAAAGUCCGCUUUGAGCAUGUAAAUGUAGAUGCAGAAGCUCACAUUGGAAGUAGAGCCUUACCUACAAUCUUCAACUCCGUAGCUAAUGUUUUAGAGGGGAUCUUGGGUUAUCUUCAUAUUGUUCCAACCCAAAAGGUACCCAUAGAAAUCCUCCAUGAUGUGAGUGGAAUAAUCAAGCCUGGCAGAAUUACUCUGCUUUUAGGCCCUCCAGCCUCCGGAAAGACCUCAUUGAUGUUGGCUUUGGCAGGAGAGCUUGAUAAAAAUCUAAAACUCUCUGGGAGAGUAACUUACAAUGGCCAUAGUAUGGAGGAGUUUGUCCCACAAAGGACCGCAGCUUAUAUCAGUCAACAAGAUCUUCACAUAGGUGAAAUGACAGUGAGAGAAACCCUUGCUUUUUCUGCAAGAUGUCAAGGGGUGGGAACUCGUUAUGAGAUGUUGACAGAGCUGUCACGAAGGGAAAAGGAGGCAAACAUUAAGCCAGAUCCCGAUGUUGAUGUUUUCUUGAAGGCAGCUUCACUGGAAGGACAGGAGGUCAGCGUAGUUACAGAUUAUAUUCUAAAGACUUUGGGACUAGAGGUUUGUGCUGAUACCAUGGUGGGAGAUGAAAUGUUGAGAGGUAUAUCUGGAGGACAAAGAAAGCGUGUCACAACAGGGGAAAUGCUGGUUGGACCAGCGAGGGCACUUUUCAUGGAUGAGAUAUCAACUGGUUUGGAUAGUUCUACAACCUUUCAGAUUGUGAAUUCGAUUAGGCAAUACAUCCACAUUCUAAGUGGGACCGCUCUCAUCUCUCUCCUCCAGCCAGCACCAGAGACUUACGAGCUAUUUGACAACAUUAUUCUCCUAGGGGAUGGGCAGAUUGUAUAUCAGGGGCCCCGUGAACAUGUGCUUGAAUUUUUUGAAUCUGUAGGUUUCAAAUGUCCUGAAAGGAAGGGAGUAGCUGACUUCUUGCAAGAGGUGACGUCAAGGAAAGAUCAACAACAGUACUGGGCUCAAAAAGAUGAACCUUACAGAUUUAUCCCAGUCAAGGAAUUUGUCGAGGCGUUCAACUCAUUCCAUGUUGGUCGGAGGCUAGCAGAUGAACUUGCCACCCCAUUUGAUAAGAACAAGAAUCACCCUGCUGCCUUAACUACCAAUAAAUAUGGUGUUGGCAAGAGGGAACUUUUGAAAGCCUGCAUAUCAAGAGAACUAUUGUUGAUGAAAAGAAACUCAUUUGUCUACAUUUUCAAGAUGAUUCAGCUUACUGUUAUGGCAUUCAUAACAAUGACUGUCUUCCUACGCACUGAGAUUCACAAAGAUUCAGUAACAAAUGGUGGGAUUAUUAUGGGGGCUUUGUUCUUCACUCUCACUAGUAUUAUGUUUAAUGGAUUUUCAGAGCUUGCUAUGACUGUCAUGAAGCUUCCUGUAUUUUACAAGCAAAGAAACCUCCUUUUCUAUCCUUCAUGGGCUUACUCACUGCCCACAUGGAUCCUAAGGAUCCCACUUACACUCAUUGAAGUUGCUAUUUGGGUGUUUAUAACUUACUACGUGAUAGGAUUUGACCCAAAUGUUGGAAGGCUUUUCAAGCAGUACCUUUUACUCAUAUGUGUGAACCAAAUGGCAUCUGGAUUGUUUCGAUUCAUUGCUGCACUAGGAAGGAACAUGGUUGUUGCAAAUACAUUUGGGUCCUUUGGACUACUUAUACUCAUGGUUCUAAGUGGAUUUAUCUUGUCCCGAGACACCAUAAAGAAAUGGUGGAUUUGGGGCUAUUGGAUCUCUCCCAUGAUGUAUGGGCAAAAUGCUUUAGUAGUGAAUGAGUUCCUUGGAAAAAGUUGGAGUCGUGUGCUACCCAAUGGAGAGAGACUAGGGGUGGCAGUCUUGAAAUCUCGUGGUGUCUUCACUGAAGCUUAUUGGUAUUGGAUUGGAGUAGGGGCAUUGAUUGGAUAUGUUUUCCUAUUCAAUGGUUUAUUCACAGUGGCUCUCACUUAUCUCAAUCCAAUUGGGAAACCUCAGACAGUUGUAUCUGAAGAAUGCUUGAAGGAUAAACCUUCCAGUAGAUCUGGAGAAAUGACUGAGCUAUCAUCCAGAGGAAAGACUUCUGUGGGAGAUGAAAUUAAAAGAAGUAUCUCAUCUGGGUCUCCAUCUACAAGGAUGGCCGGUGAUGAAGCCAAUCAGAACAGGAAGCGAGGAAUGGUUCUUCCAUUUGAACCUCUUUCCCUUACCUUUUAUGAAAUGACUUACUCUGUGGACAUGCCACAGGAAAUGAAAGCGCGAGGCAUUACAGAGGACCGGUUAUUGCUUCUCAAGGGAGUGAGUGGAGCUUUUAGGCCAGGAGUCCUUACAGCUCUAAUGGGUGUCAGUGGUGCUGGUAAGACCACUUUGAUGGAUGUGCUGGCUGGAAGGAAAACUGGAGGAUAUAUUGAGGGAAGCAUCAAAAUAUCUGGCUACGCAAAGAAACAGGAAACAUUUGCUCGUAUAUCAGGGUAUUGUGAACAGAAUGACAUCCACUCUCCUCAUGUUACGGUCUACGAAUCCUUGCUUUACUCUGCUUGGCUACGGUUAGCUCCUGAAAUCAAUUCUUCCACUAGAAAGAUGUUCAUUGAAGAGGUCAUGGAACUUGUAGAGCUUAGCUCACUAAGGGAAGCAUUGGUUGGGCUUCCAGGUGUAACUGGUCUCUCAACAGAGCAACGCAAGAGGCUAACCAUCGCAGUUGAAAUUGUUGCUAACCCUUCAAUUAUAUUCAUGGAUGAACCAACCUCUGGCCUGGAUGCAAGGGCAGCUGCAAUAGUGAUGAGAACAGUGAGAAACAUUGUGGACACUGGACGAACUGUGGUCUGCACCAUCCACCAGCCAAGCAUUGACAUAUUUGAGGCUUUUGAUGAGCUAUUCUUACUGAAGCAAGGAGGAGAAGAACUAUAUGUGGGCCCAUUAGGGAGACACUCUUGUCAUUUGAUCAAAUACUUUGAGGAAAUCAAAGGAGUCAGUAGGAUAAAAGAUGGUUAUAAUCCAGCAACAUGGAUGCUGGAGGUGACAACAAGAGCUCAGGAAGCAGCUUUGGGGCUAAACCUCACGGAAAUAUAUAAGAACUCAGAUCUGUACAGGAGGAACCGAGCAAUGAUCGAGGAAUUGAAUAAACCUGCCCCUGGUUCAAAAGACCUCCAUUUCUCUAGUCGGUACUCCCAAUCUUUCCUCACUCAAUGCCUAGCGUGCCUAUGGAAACAACAUUGGUCCUAUUGGCGGAAUCCACAAUACACUGCCGUAAGGCUCUUCUUCACAAUUUUCAUUGCUUUAAUGAUUGGGACGAUGUUUUGGAAUCUUGGAUCCAGCACGCAGAGGCAACAGGAUCUUUUUAAUGCAAUGGGUUCUAUGUAUGGUGCUGUUCUCUUCCUUGGGAUACAAAAUGCUGGCUCAGUUCAGCCAGUUGUAUCUGUUGAGCGAACCGUAUUUUACAGAGAGAGGGCUGCCGGAAUGUAUUCAGCCAUGGCAUAUGCCUUUUCCCAAGUUUUGAUUGAGAUUCCACAUAUCUUCAUACAAGCUAUGAUGUAUGGAGUUAUAGUAUAUUCAAUGAUUGCAUUUGAAUGGACGGCUGCAAAAUUCUUUUGGUAUCUAUUUUUUAUGUAUUUCACAUUGUUAUACUUCACCUUUUAUGGUAUGAUGGCAGUGGGCGUGACACCCAACCAACACAUCUCCUCUGUAGUUUCCUCGGCACUUUAUGCUUUAUGGAACCUUUUCUCAGGAUUCUUAAUUCCAAGACCUAGCAUUCCUAUCUGGUGGAGGUGGUACUACUGGAUUUGCCCUGUUUCAUGGACAUUGUAUGGAUUGGUUGUGUCACAAUUUGGAGAUGUACAGAAUAAACUUGAAUCAGGUGAAACGGUUGUAGAAUUUCUGAGGAGUUACUUUGGAUUCAGACAUGAUUUCUUAGGAGUGGUCGCAGUCAUAAUUGUUGCGUUUACUGUGCUUUUCGCAUUGAUCUUUGCUUUUUCAAUAAGGGCAUUUAACUUCCAGAAAAGAUAAGAAGAUUCUGCAGUAUUUUUUUUGUAUAAAGAGGUUAAAUCAGGUGAUAAGAAACCAAAGGAGCAAUGUAAAGAACAUAUUAUGAAGGUUCUGAAUUUUAGCUUUUCAAAAACAA